Diorhabda sublineata is the source of this 436-nucleotide messenger RNA. RefSeq names its product mediator of RNA polymerase II transcription subunit 9 (gene MED9). The transcript has 3 exons. Gene Ontology annotation, molecular function: transcription coregulator activity. NCBI's taxonomy places the organism in Eukaryota, Metazoa, Arthropoda, Insecta, Coleoptera, Chrysomelidae. Gene Ontology annotation, biological process: regulation of transcription by RNA polymerase II. The record is from RefSeq and is a predicted model, not a curated record. Gene Ontology annotation, cellular component: mediator complex. Bases 86 to 436 code for a protein of 116 amino acids.
AUGGCAUCACUGUUUAAUUUAGGUUUACGAUGGUGAAUUAUUGUUUGUUGAGUUUUUAGUGGUUAUUUUUCCAUUAGUUUAAAAAAUGGACAUUGAGGAACAAAGGAUUGAAAAUAAUAAUAAAAUUCUGAACGUAGAAGAUCUCAACAUAGAAAUAUUGCCUAUAAUUUAUGAUAUUAUUAAAGGUGUCGAUAAAGAUAAUCAUCACGACAAUUCCGCAAAGACUAGGGAUUCGCAAGAUUGUUCACAAAAAGUAUUGGAGUUGCAAAAACGAUUAGAUCAAGCACGUGCUGAGAUACGUAUGCUGCCUGGUAUAGACUACAGUAAAGAACAACAACUAAAUCAUCUGGAAGCUCUGAAAACACAAUUACGACUCAAACAAGAAUUACUUCAGAAGUACCGUUUUAUGUAUCCAUUUGAUCUACAAAAGUCCUAA